Anoplopoma fimbria (sablefish) is the source of this 2862-nucleotide messenger RNA. It is a transcript of the gene g6fl, whose product is annotated as g6f-like. NCBI's taxonomy places the organism in Eukaryota, Metazoa, Chordata, Actinopteri, Perciformes, Anoplopomatidae. The record is from RefSeq and is a predicted model, not a curated record. Gene Ontology annotation, biological process: interleukin-15-mediated signaling pathway; T cell activation; positive regulation of ERK1 and ERK2 cascade. Gene Ontology annotation, cellular component: external side of plasma membrane; membrane raft. The coding region runs from base 49 to 1620 and encodes 523 amino acids. Gene Ontology annotation, molecular function: protein tyrosine kinase binding; MHC class II protein binding. The transcript has 11 exons.
ACAGCUGGUGCAGUGAGAGAGUUUUUUUUUCUUAUCUUCCAAUGUGUGAUGGAGUCUGUUUUUUUCACCGUUAUUCUUGUUUCUUCCUUUGAGGUGUAUUCCUCUCACUCUGGCUCCACAGACUGGAAAGAUGCAGUGGUUGUUAGAGAGGGUUCUCCUACCACCUUGGUCUGCACUGAUAGAACAGUGAGGGGCGCCGUGGCCAUUAACUGGAUGGUGAAGUCCCUUAGUAUGGAUGAAUGGAAACUGGUUCUCUCAGCCAACGAGGGGAAAGAGUUCUCUGGUGGUGCUUCGAAGGCAUCGAUGCGAUUGAUUGACCCUAACUUUCAAGACACCGGGGUUUUCUCUUUAUUCCUUCUUCCCAGAGUGGAGGACGGCGGUCUCUACUCAUGCCAGAUACAGCAACAAAAGAGGAAAUUGAAGGAGAAGAUUAUCCUCUUAGCCAUCCUUACAGUCACUGUUGUCCCCGCUGCACCCAUCCCUCAGCUCAGCACCCUGCGUCUCACUGCCAGUGUUAAUCCUGGCUACGCCGUCGCCAAGAUCACCUGGGCAGCACCUAGCGGCGCUUCCAUGAAGAGCGAGAAAGAGCCGAAUAAAGGCACAGUGACCAAACUGCCAAUGGUCCAGAUAAGUGACAGCGGGGCCUAUGUCUGUACGGUGUGCCUGUGGGAUAAAAAUCUUUUCACCUUCAAUGUGGACGUGAAUGUUGCUGCUGACAAAGUGGCCUCAUUCACCAAUAUAACAUAUGAUGAAGAGAUCAAAACAGCUGCUCGGGCUCAGACACCUUUUACCCUGACCUGUCCUGGUGUCAAGGGGGACUACGUCCGGCUGUACUGGCUACGUCCAGACAGUAAGAAGCACAGUGAUAUAAAGCUGCUGUACCAGAACGACCGCUGGGGGGGUUCCACCUUUUACAUCAAUCACAGCAAGAAACUCGAGCUCGCAGGCCCACCCUACAACCCAGAGGCCGGGAGCUUCUCCUUUCUUCUCACCCCUGGGUUAAAAGAUGGCGGCAAAUACACCUGUGAAGUGCUCCUUGACGACAACGCCUCCAGCCUCAGGACCAUACUCAGCCUGCUGAAAGUUGAAACCCGCCAUUCCUCCUCAAAGCUGGAAUUGGGGUGCCAGUACACAGAGCGGUCCCAGGUCCAAAUUGCCGGUUGGAAAUACCAGAAUAAGAGUCGUCGGCUGACGUCUUUUAGCAUCAGCCCUGGCAGCAUCAAGGUCAUCCUGCCCUUACCCAUCACCUCGGAAACAGCCGGGAACUACACCUGCACCCUACAGCUGACAAAUGGGCAGACUGUCUGGGCAACGCAAGCCGUCACACUGCCCCAUGAAGUAGAAGGUGUCAGUGUGACCACCCCCUCCCUGCUCCCUUCUCUCUCUGCUUUAUUACUCCUGGUGCCCCUGGUUGCUGCAGCUGUCUGUGUGUUGCUAUGGAGACAGAAACACAUUUCUGAUCGCGGUAUUGAGCAGUCUCUGUCUGUCCACUCGGGUGAGGCAGAGAACAUCUAUGAGAAUCCUGAGGAUAUCAGACAGGCUCCUCCCCAGGGCUCAGUCUACAUGGAUCUGAAGCCAAGAGGAGAGGAUGAUGUCUAUAAGGAACUGGAGCGAUACUAACAGUGUCAGAGCUGAUCACCUACCCACAUCUCAUCCUCAUCUAGCUGUCACAUCCGCUUGGUUUCCAGCUGCAGCAGAAGGCCUUUAUAAACAAAAGUACCAACUGAAUGUCAGAGUUGGGAUUUGAGAAAAACUUCAGUGCUUCAGGGAAAUGCAACUCAAUUGCUUGGAUGUUUUAUUUGUGUUUUAAACUAUUGCUCGUUAUAAGUACUUCAUUACUGAUUUGCUUUGAUGGCUAUCUACAAAUAGAGGGAAAAAAAAAAAUGUGUCCAAAAUGUGUGGAAGUUAAUCUGUUAUAUAGUUUUUUGAUUUGAGCAUUUGUUAUUGAACCAGUUGUCUUGUAUUUCUAUGGAUAUCUGUAUUUAAGCAAAUAAAUGUCCAAAUAAACAUGUCUGUAUUGCAGUGGUGUAUAGUAACGAAGUAGAAAUACUUCGUUACUGUACUUAAGUCGUUUUUUUGGAUAUCUGUACUUUACUUUACUAUUUAUAUUUCUGUUGACUUUCAUUUUUACUUCACUACAUUUUGCAAAGAGAACUGAUACUUUGACUCCGAUACAUUUCCCCUGAAACCUUCGUUAUUCGCUACAAAAUCAAAUCUAUCUUUAGGAAAAAAAUGAAUCAUGAGACCAACAUCGGGGACUGUGGUGGAACACAGACUGCAAGCAAGCAGGUUAGUGAAUCAGUGGUCCUAGCUAGCAAGUUAAAUCACUGGUUAAUCACGUUAAUGCGCAAUUGCAAACAAGUGCUCUCAAAGCCGGUUUGUUGAUUCCCAGUGAUGCCAGCUAGCGAGCGACCACAUGAGUAGAGUUCCACUCUGCGAUGACUGGUUUCAUGAUGGAAGCAGAAACGGAAGCACCUGCUACUCCUAACAAACCACGGUGGAGACGAAGACCAACACCUGUGGCCAUAUCUGCGAGAAAUGUUUUCUUAUGUUGGAGUGAAAGACUCUUCGUACCGGAUGAAGAGCCUCUUAUGCCCAAAGCUACUGAAAUAUUGGCAUUCAAACACUCCCCAUCCAACCUCAGGAAACACAUUGAGGUAAAUUAAGAUUAAUCCCAUGAGCCGCAACGUUAAUGUUUAGUUAUCAUAAUUAGCAUAAACCUGUUCAGAUAUCUAGUGUUUCCCACAGGAUUGGAGUAUAUCUUUGGCGGGGGAGACAGGUGUCUGAUCUUGUAAUUUAACUACACAUGGUGUAUGUUAGGCUGCUGUCUCUGUUUGUACCUCCUUGUCCUUGGUCAUGGUG